AUGCCGGCGGCGAAGCGGCCGAGGCACGAGAACCCCGCGGCGUCCGUGAAGUUCAAGGGCGUGGUGCUGCAGCAGAACGGCCAUUGGGGAGCCCAGAUAUACGCCAACCACCAGCGGAUCUGGCUGGGGACUUUCCGGUCAGAGCGCGAGGCGGCGAUGGCGUACGACAGCGCCGCGAUCAAGCUUCGGAGCGGCGACUCCCACCGGAACUUCCCCCAAACCAGCCUCUCCCUGGAGGAGCAUAACUUCCAGGCCCUCUACACCACCGAAGCGGUGCUCGACAUGAUCAAGGACGGGUCCUACGACACGAAGUUGGCCGCCUUCAUCAGGUCCAAAUCGACCGCCGACGGCGAAGGCGACGGCAGCUGCGCGGAGCCGGAGAGUGUCGGCAGCGUGCGCGGCGGUGGCAGCGUCGUGUACCAGCAGCUAUUCCAGAAGGAGCUCACGCCAAGCGACGUGGGCAAGCUCAACCGGCUCGUCAUACCGAAGAAGCACGCGGUGAAGUACUUCCCGUCGGUCAUCGCCGCCGCCGGCGGCGGCCAGGAGGACGAAGGCGAGGAGGAUGAGGUGCAGCUGCUGUUCCUGGACAGCAACCUCAAGACAUGGAAGUUCAGGUACUGCUACUGGAAGAGCAGCCAGAGCUUCGUGUUCACCAGAGGGUGGAACAGGUUCGUGAAGGAGAAGGGGUUGAGAUCGAAGGACGUGGUUUGCUUCUACAAGUGUGGGCUCAAAGAGGGCUUCAGCGACGGGCAAGCAUUCUGCAUGAUAGAUGUGCGCCACCAUUCUCACGAAGGUGUUAAUCACAGUGGCAUUGAGAUCUUAGGGAGAAAGAUUCUACAGAAAGAAGAAGAUGAUGCAGAGGAAGAAGAAGAAGCAGGAGUGGGGGGAUUGGAAGAGGGAGAUCAAAAGGUGGUAGGUCCUGUUACACAAGAAGUAGAAAGAAAAGGAGUGAAGCUCUUUGGAGUCUUAAUAACAUGA
Nymphaea colorata (pocket water lily) is the source of this 978-nucleotide messenger RNA. Its product is annotated as AP2/ERF and B3 domain-containing transcription factor At1g51120-like. Gene Ontology annotation, molecular function: DNA-binding transcription factor activity; DNA binding. The record is from RefSeq and is a predicted model, not a curated record. Gene Ontology annotation, biological process: regulation of DNA-templated transcription. The transcript has a single exon. The coding region runs from base 1 to 978 and encodes 325 amino acids. Lineage: Eukaryota; Viridiplantae; Streptophyta; Magnoliopsida; Nymphaeales; Nymphaeaceae.